UAGAUUCUAGAUCUAGAAUCUAAAUAGAUCUAGAUCUAUGUCGGCUGAACGCUAAACCCAUUUUCACAAUCUAGUUUUGGUUUUGUGACAAAAUAAAAAGAAUUUGAAGGGAAAAUUCUCUAUGUUUAACAUAGAUAGAUCUAGGUCUAGAUCGAGAUCUAUAUCAGUAGUUCUAGUAAUACUAAAACUAAGACCUGCAUGCCGCGGGUCACAUCCGGCUAGUUCUAGAUCUAUAUAAAUCAAUGUCAAUGGUUAUCAUCACAGACCUAUAUAAACCAAUGAUUAUAAUGAUAAGGGAGAAAACAAAAAGUUUAUCUUCCGUUUUAGAUCUAGAUCUAACUAAUAAAAUAAAAUUCAAACAUUGCAAUUCUUUUCUUGUUUUUCUAGAUUCUAGAUCUAUAUUCAUAUAGAGUCUACUAUAGAUUACAUAUUACUAUUAGUAGUUACUAUAUGAGUAUAUUAUAAUAUAUUAAUAAGGCUUUUAAGCAAAACUCUAAAUAACUAAAUCUAAUUAGAUCUAGAAUGAUGAUUCUAGAGUCUACAUUUUUUAAACUAAUUAAACUCACAAAGUGUUACUCUGUUGACACUGUUGUACUGUUGCCAGUGUUGUCUGUAGUGUAGUCAGUGAAGUCAGUGUUAAACUUAAGACAAGUGUAGAAGAGUAGGACUGUUGUUACACUGUUUAGUCAAGUUUAGUGUUACUGUAGUGUAGUAACUCAGUAGUAUGACAGUAGUGUAUUGUAGAUCUAGUUUGCCUAAACUGUAAAAAGAGUAGAUCUAUUGUGUUCUAUUCUGCUAGUAGUACUAGCUGUAGCUAGAUCUUGAGGCUGAGGCCCAAUCUCAGACCAGGCCGACCAGGGACAAGGUGAAUGAUGGGACAGUGAGUCUGCUGUUCUUUAUCAUAUGACCAAAUCCAAUUCAACAAUAAUCAAUAUUUAAUAGUUCUGUAGAGAGUAUAUAGAUCUAGAGUCUAGAUAUUUAUAUCAUUCAAAAUGGGAAGAAAAGUCAUUGUUGCAGCUUGUUCUUUGAAUCAAUGGUCUAUGGAUUUUCUUGGAAAUAUGAAAAGAAUUAUUGAAAGUAUACAGAAAGCCAAAUCAAGUGGUGCCCGGUUUCGGGCUGGUCAAGAACUUGAAAUCAGUGGAUACAGCUGCAGUGACCACUUCUUUGAAAGUGACACCUUUCUUCAUUCCUGGGAGGUAUUGGCUAGAAUCAUCGCUCACCAAGACUGUCAAGACAUUCUAUGUUCUGUUGGAAUGCCAGUCAGACACAAAAAUGUCUCCUAUAACUGUCAAGUAUUUUUUCUAAACAAAAAAAUUCUACUGAUACGUCCCAAGAUUAUGUUGGCCAAUGAAGGUAACUACAGAGAGCAUCGAUGGUUUGUGGCAUGGACUAAACUGAAAGAGGUGGAAGAUCAUUUUCUACCUCGUAUGAUCUCUGACAUAACAGGACAGAGAUUAGUUCCUUUUGGUGAUGCUGUUAUUUCAACCUAUGAUACAUGCAUUGGGGCUGAAAUAUGUGAAGAAUUAUGGAAUCCCAUGUCACGUCAUAUUGAAAUGGCAUUGGACGGAGUAGAGAUUUUUGCAAAUGGCAGUGCAUCAUAUCAUGAAUUGCGUAAGAUGUACAUACGAGUUGAUUUGGUCAAGUCAGCAACUAUGAGGUCAGGUGGAGUUUAUUUGUUCUGUAAUGGUUUUGGCUGUGAUGGGGAACGUUGUUACUGGGACGGAGGUUCCAUGAUUGCUAUGAAUGGUGACAUAAUUGCUCAAGGUCCUCAGUUCUCUCUGGAGGAAGUGACUGUUGUAACAGCUACAGUAGACCUGGAAGAUGUGAGAUCUUAUAAACAAAAACUUGGUUCAAGAUCUCAGCUGGCAGCUUCUGUCAAAGCAUUCCCUCGAAUCUGUGCUGACUAUGCUCUAUCAGAGGGGGAUGAAUACAACUUGUUGGUCGACACUAAGCCUAUAGUGUUUAAACUUUUGUCACCAGAGGAAGAGAUAAGACUAGGUCCAGCUUGCUGGUUGUGGGACUAUUUAAGGCGGAGUGGUCAAGGUGGAUAUUUUCUUCCUCUAAGUGGAGGCAUUGACAGCUCCAGUAGUGCUUGUGUUGUAGCCUCCAUGUGUCAUUUGAUUUGUGAUGCUGUGGCUGCAGGAAACAGAAUUGUACUACAUGAUAUUCAAAGAAUCACUGGACAAACUGACUAUGUACCUAAAGAUCCUAAAGAAUUGGCUAGUCAUCUUUUUACUACUUGUUAUAUGGGCUCAGAAAAUAGUUCUUUAGAAACCAAAACUUAUGCAGCAGAACUAGCAGACCAAAUUGGCAGUUAUCAUAUUGGUAUAACUAUAGAUGUUGCAGUCAAAGCACUCCUAAGCAUUUUUUCAGCCGCCUGCUCUGUAAUGCCAAAGUUCAGGGCACACGGAGGAAGCCUGAGAGAGAAUCUGGCCAUGCAGAAUGUACAGGCCAGGGUGAGGAUGGUGUUGGCUUACCUUUUUGCACAGCUGAGUUUGUGGGCCAGAGGAAAGUCUGGAGGGCUUUUGGUUCUUGGAUCAGCAAAUGUGGAUGAAAGCUUAAGAGGAUAUUUAACUAAGUAUGAUUGUUCAAGUGCUGAUGUCAACCCAAUCGGUGGUAUCUCUAAAACAGAUUUAAGAAAGUUCAUUCAACACUGUGCUAAAUUUUUCAAGUUUACUGCCUUAGAAAAGAUCUAUAAGGCUCCUCCAACUGCAGAACUGGAACCUCUAGAAGAAGGGAGAAUAGCUCAGACUGAUGAGGAAGACAUGGGGAUGACUUAUGAUGAGCUGUCUGUCUAUGGCAAACUUAGAAAGCAAAAUUCAUGUGGACCUUAUAGCAUGUUCUGUAAAUUACUUCAUAUCAGUAGUAGUGAGUGCCCUCCAGAGCAAAUUGCAGAAAAGGUCAAACACUUCUUUAGAUCUUAUGCUGUAAAUCGUCACAAAAUGACAGUGCUGACACCAUCCUAUCACUGUGAAUCUUACAGUCCUGAUGACAACAGAUUUGACCAGAGACAAUUUCUUUACAAUGCUAAAUGGCUUUGGCAGUUUGCUCGGAUUGAUGCAGAAGUUCAGAAAGCCAAUAACGCUAUACACAGAAUUCAAUCAGACAUCAAAAAACCACUUGAAUAUAUAAAUUCACCCAUGGUCAAUUCUCCACAAGCAUUGAACAGUUUAGGCAGUUUGAAUCGUCAGAAUCUGCCCAAUUCAUCAGGUGUAGUAGUUAAUUCACCUGCUGACUGGAACACUUGUCGGAAAGUUCCAAUGUUGACGACAGCAAGGGUUGUCAAAAUAAAGGAAGAAGCUCAGUCUUCAUCCCAGCCAGUACAGACCAUGAACUACUCUGUCAUUGUCAAGGACUUACAACAAAAAAGGCCUGGGGACUAUUCUGUGCGAGAGGACAGCAUUGACAAGUAUGUGCGUUACUCUUAUCCAGGCAGGGGGAGAGGAAUGAAAAUGGAAAUGGAGCCAGGGAACCCAACAUGGUAGCACACAAACUGAUCAUCUACUCUCCACUCCAUGUUUGGUUUGAAUAGCAAUUUAGUCACAUUUUUGUCCCUGAUCAUUUCUAGAAUUAGAAGUGAAUACAUUGAUUCUGCAUAUUAGGCUUGCAACUGCUUUUGUGAUGGCCUUAAUGAUGUCAUUGGUCUUUGCUUUGUCACCAUGUCAUUGGUCAUUGCUUUGUCACCAUGUCAUUGGUCUUUGCUUUGUCACCAUGUCAUUCAUUUUUUUUUUAAGCUUCUAUCAUUUUGUGAUUUGUUUCGCAUUGGAGAUUUGAUAAUAUAAAAACAUUCUUUUUAUUGUAUUCUUUAUUUAGCUACAUACAAUUUUCUUUUCAAAUAUUUCUUUAUCAUAAGUUUAACCAAAACUAUAUCCUUUGUUUUCACUUAUAUUUAUCUUUUGAUCCUGUGUACAGUGUACAGAUUCUAUUGUUCACUCUUUGAGACAUGUCUCUUCUUGAAUUUGAUGUGAGUUUCUUUAAUCUGGAUCAUAACAAAUACAGUCAUCUUCAGAACUCCCCUAAUGCAUAAGAUAUUAGUGUCCUUUCAUUCUGUCUCAAGUAAUGCUUUCGGAAUAUGAGACCUAUUUCUUCUGCUCUUUCUCCUGCAUGUCUUCACUUCAGAGACAUUUGUUUUCAAUGUUAAACCCAUGAUCCAGUCCAGUCUUCUGAAUGUUAUUCCUUUCCAAGUUUUACUUCGUGUUGUUUUGUUUGAUAGCUUGCUUUGAUAGAAUCUAGUGAUGCUAGCCUAACUUUCCUCUUUUAUCCUUGACAGGCUCAGAGAGAUCCCCUUGAAGUAGUUCAGUGAUAUACAUAGAUGCUUCAUUAUCUUUUAAUAAAUAUAAGCAAAGAAAGAGAUGCAUUUAUUGAUAAGUAUUUCAUAUUGAGAGCACAAAGCUUUUGUUUUAUAUGUUACUGUUCAUUUGUUGACUUUGAUAUACAUUUGAUAGAUCUUAGCUAGUGAAGCUAUCUUGAGAAGAUCAAUGUCAUUGUUACCUAAAAGUAUUCUAUGAUUAGAGCUAAGUACAGUGAUGAUGAUGCCAGAUGUUAUUAAGAUAUAAACACCAUAAACACAGAUUGUUUAACUGGCAAUUAGUGGCAGCUUAUCACAACUUAUUUUCUCCAUAUAGAAUUCAGCAGUUUGUAAGUGUUCAUGCCUAAUGAUUCAGAAGAGUGUAAGCAAUCCUAGUUUCAUGGUAUGUUGGAUUCAUCUAUCCCAUGAUUCAAUAGAAUGUUAACACUUUUUUUGUUAUUAUUUUUUUGUCCUGAUAAAAAUGUACAAUGCUAUUUUGCAUCUGCACCUUGUGUGCAUUGAGUUUUUCCUUUGUUACCAUACAGUUUAUAGUUUUAGUUUACAUUUUUUUUUAUGGAAUCGUUACAUUUAUAUUUGGUUUUAAAUCAAAUGUUUGAUUUUUCAUAAUAUUAUUCAUCUUCUAUGUACACACAGUAGUUUUUACAAUUAUGUUUUAAUCUUUUGAAACUUCUUUAUAAGGCUUUGAGUUGAGAAAGUACAUCCACAUGGCUUCAUCUCUUACUUUGAGGGAGUUUAUUUAUAAAACUUGAGAAUUGAAGUCUUGUAGAUGAUACAAGUAUUUUAAUGGAUGAUAUUAUAAGAUAAUAUCAUAGAUACCUAUCAUUUGUAUUAAGAUACUGUUGAUAUUAUAAAUAGUCAUUUACUUUUAUACUGCCAUGUUUAAAUGAGCCUAUAGCUGACCUCAUCCAAUUAGUUGUUUGACUACCACCAAAUCUACCGUCUCAUUCUCCCAUGUUAGCUAUUUGAGAACUAUUACACAACUAACAGUACGUCCUAUUCCUUAUCAGACAUUGUAUUCUCAUUAAUUAGGGGAUGUCUGGAAGCAGAAAUAGAUGCUUGGAAUGUGUGACCAGGAACUGCAACAAAUAGUGACAUAGUCUGUGUGAAAGGGAUUAUUAGACCUCUUAAAUUGUUACUUCUCUUGGUUAGCUCCAUUACCUUGUGCAUUUACUGGGCUCUGUGUACAAGAAAUCACACAUUUAAGAUACAAGUAUUCUUUAGGUUUAGUAGUGAUUGUUACAUGAAAGGUUCAUUCACUUUUGUGUGUACUUUAGUGGAGUUAAUAAAUCUUGUUGGGCCUGUGGUGAAAUUAAACUCUAUAUCCAAACCUCAGCUGUCUUUCAGUUGUAACCAAACAUGGGAAAGGCAAUGAAGAAACAUCAGGAAAAGCAGCUUCUUUCUGACAAGAACCUGGGACUCUGCUGAUCCCAAACCUGUCAGUUAUUUCCCUUUCCUUUGGAUCUUUGUGGAGAGUUAAUGCACUGGCUUUUAUCUUGUAUGAGAUGAACAACUAAAGGCGUCCUCCACAUUGUGAAAUGAUUGUGUCAUAUUGUUUGAGCUAGUUGUCCUUUAAUUUGCCAUUGGUCAGUUGUAGUAAAUCAUAUUGUGUACCUGCAUUCUACUAAUGAAUGUAAAGAUGGAAAAGCUGUGGAAGUUGAUUUUUUAGUAUUACUUUUUUUAAGUUAAGUUAGUCAUUAUUGAUUUUUUGUUUCUUAGGUGUGUGUGGAAGCGAACUUUGAGAAAUGCAUUCCUAAGAUUUGCAUUAUAUUUUACAUGAGGUCAUAGAAGUUAUUUCUAAGAAACAUUUAAAUUGGAAACUUUUAUUAGUUAAUUCUGUAUCAAAUGGCUGCAUUAAAAUGUUUUAUAAUUUCUGGUCAUUUCUUAAAAAAAACCAGUUCUUUGAAAUAAAAUAUAGAUAUGAAAGUAAACCACAAGAAAAAACUAUUAAUUAUCAUUUUAUUUUAGUUUCUUGUGUACAUUUUUGUGAGUUAUCAUAUUGCAAAAUGUAGACAAUGUGAAAUUAACUUUUAUCCAAGCUUCUUUUUUCUUCAAUAUCAAAUUUUAGUGUUUUUUUUUAUAUUUUCUUUUGAGUGUUACUUGUUUUAUCAAAGAGUUUUUAUAUUACCUUUGUGGGUUUUUUUUAGAUAUAUUUGCAACUGAGUCUAGGUUUACUAAGGUAUUAAGUUUACAUAUCUGUCUUUUUAUUCCCAUCGUGUCACCUGUUAGGUCUGACAUAAAAAAGUUAAUGGACACAUUUGAAGGAAUUUGUAAUCAGAUCAUCUACCCCCUGGUAUUCCACUUUAUUCUAUCUUUUAUAGUUAUCUAUGUUCAUUGUUUUGUUUUACUAUAUAUACAUGUAUAUAUAUAUAUAUAUAUAUGACAUGAAACAAUAUUGUUCACAAAAAUAAACACAAAUUAGAAACAA
This is a messenger RNA of Biomphalaria glabrata, 6734 nucleotides long. Its product is annotated as glutamine-dependent NAD(+) synthetase-like. Bases 993 to 3485 code for a protein of 830 amino acids. Lineage: Eukaryota; Metazoa; Mollusca; Gastropoda; Planorbidae. Gene Ontology annotation, molecular function: glutaminase activity; ATP binding; NAD+ synthase (glutamine-hydrolyzing) activity. Gene Ontology annotation, cellular component: cytoplasm. The transcript is spliced from 20 exons. The record is from RefSeq and is a predicted model, not a curated record. Gene Ontology annotation, biological process: NAD+ biosynthetic process.